Molecule: messenger RNA, 2640 nt
Organism: Daphnia pulicaria
Lineage: Eukaryota; Metazoa; Arthropoda; Branchiopoda; Diplostraca; Daphniidae
Product: dynein regulatory complex subunit 6-like
Exons: 6
Coding region: 1184-2623 (479 amino acids)
Biological process (GO): SCF-dependent proteasomal ubiquitin-dependent protein catabolic process
Cellular component (GO): SCF ubiquitin ligase complex
Source: RefSeq, a predicted model, not a curated record
AGUCUUCGAAGUUCGAAGCAUGGAACUGGUGGAGGUUGUGUGUCUCUCCUCUGGUGCCAACCUUUCUACACGGUUGAAAUGAGGCAGUCGAAUCAACGAAAUAUUCAUCGUUACAGUAUUCCCAGAUUAUAUCAGAAAGUAUUGUUUCGGCUUCCCAGUCUCUCCAUGCAGAAAAGGUGCCAUGAAGGAAUUUCUUCUGUGUGUCUUGUCAGGGUCAUUGUUACACCACAUACAUGACCCAAACACAACAACAAUGAAAUAAAUAGGCCUGUAUGUACAGUGUGACUACACAAAUUGCCUCUGCUGGUGGAAAACCAAAUAAAGUGAAACCGAGCAUUCAAUGUUCCCAGUGACAUGAAUUGCUGAAUCUGGUCAUAAUGUUUCGAACAAGAAAGCAGAGAAAUCCCAAUCUCCACUCUCCCGUCUACAUGUUGAUCAACAUUAACUUCAGUUCCACACCUGGAGACCAAAUAUCACUGCAGUUGAAGAAAAAAGUUUGCCAGUGAGAAGAACGUCGUGCCAAAAAUCGCAGGACCGUCUACAAGCAACGCAGCUUAGUUGUUUCUGCCUACAUGUUUCAGGAUUCUAAAAAAAUAGCAACUUGAUGAGUGAAAUAGUUCGAUUAAACGCUAUCAAACAGAAACCUUUUAUAGUUCACAUGCAGCAAGAUUUUCGGGUUCAUUUGGUAUUGGUCCAGUAUUUUAGCCCUGCAGCUCUUCACCCAGCAACAAGAUUCACAAAUAGGCUACCAUCGAUCCAUAAAGCAGCAAAGUUUCUCCAAGAUUUAAUUAUUCGUCACCAAAUUUAUUCAAGACAUCCUGAAUCAGGCGAAUAUUUCCUGGUAAGUGACGGAAAAUUGAAAGACCCAGGAAAGAGCGUUACAAGCGUCACACUCUAUCCUGUUACGUAUUUGCCACGAUGGACAAGCAGCCAAGAGACGGCCCUCUUCCAACAGGAACAGCUGACGAAUUUUGUUUCGAGUGUCAUCUCUUCCCAUUGCAAUUGUUGCAGAUAUUACUACCGCCAACGAAUUUAGUCCUCCCGAUGGAGAACUUCCCAGCGGCCUUAAAUUCAGCUGAGCAUGCUGGACUAGACGGAUCGGCCCCUGAAUCAAAUCUGAACAAUUCCUUCAAACUGGAUUCUUUUCCAUCGCAUCCGAUCGCAUCCCAUUCUAAACGUUGCAAUGCCUAGAGUGCAUGAAAUCGGAUCUCUCGUUAAACUUAGCGCAGAUUGCAUUAGAAAAUCUGUUGAUAAAAACAAGUAUGCAGGUUACCCACUAGAAGUCAAGCCGAAUGUCGAUGCGAACGCAUUAAUUCAUGAAUUACCCGUUGUUCUUUUGGAGGAAAUCAUUCGGUCUUUCACUAGCAUCCGACAACUUAUAGAUGCAAAUGUCCUUGUUCGGCUCAUCACAGAAAAGCUUCAACAUUUAUCUUUUCCUGUUUACUAUGACGGUUACUUGAAAUUAUUUCCCAAGCUUGGAAAUUUGUUAAUAUUGAACCUUGAAAACACAGUAGUGGGAGACCCAUGUUUACAAAGCAUUGGGAUUCAUUGUUCCAAAUUAAGAUCGCUGGAUUUAACUCAUUGCCGUAACGUGACAGACACCGGAAUUCAAUGGCUGUGUAACGUUGAUUAUCCGGGGUUGGGAAAUGAAAAAUCAGGACUUUGCGAGACCAUUAAAAAAUUAAGCAUUCUUCAUACGGGUGUUACUCAGCAAGGAAUUCAAGUGGCGCUCACACAUUUACAGUCUUUGAACAUCCUUGAAAGUUUUGAUAUUUUGGAAGCCUUGGCAGAGUUGGCCUCAUCAACGAUAGCCUCUAAGCCACCCGGAUUAUAUAAUGAUAAGUUCUCAAUAUCUACUCUGUACACCUCUCCUGAUAAGCCCUAUUUAAGUAAUAGCCUUUGUUUGGCACUCUCCUUAUGCAAUUCAGUAAAUCUUGUUUUAAUUCAUUUAACGAAGGGUCUGAAAGACAGUGAUCUUUUGUGUUUAAUGUCUCUGAAGGUUCUUCGCAAACUGAAAAUCUUCAAGUCUAACAUUUGGGUACCAAAUGACACUGAAAUCACUUUUGAUGGUGGAGUUGCUCCACUCCUCAAGGUAUUUGGAAGAUCGUUGGAGACUCUUGCGUUGGAGUGUUUGGAUUUAAUUCGUAUUUCUACCAUUAUCGACUUUUGUCCAAAUUUAAAGUUCUUGGGCAUCAGAGACGUUACGGGCUCGCUUGAGAACGAAAGACACCUCUUCCAAUCUGAAAAGAAGCCUCCUGUUUUCAAGGAACUAAAGCAAUUAUUUUGUAUUCUCGAUGUACCAGUUGAUAUUUUGCUUUUUCUGUUGUCCUCCCCUUCACUGGAACACAUUGGAAUUUCUUGUUGCGAUGUGCUUACAGAUGAGAUCUUACUGGAGACCAUCAAAUGUCAGCACCGAUUGAACAACCUUAAAAAGUUUGAGCUAGACAAGUGUGAUUCGGUGACGAAACGGGGCAUCGAUGCGUUAUUGAGAAAUGGCUGCAACCCGCUAGAAAUCAUCGAUAUCUAUCGAUGUAAAAAUAUUGUGGAUAAAAACUAUGCUGAUUGGAACUCCCUAAUCGCUAAUAAAAAUUGGAAUUGUAAAGUUACAAGGAAAUCGAAAUAAAAUGUUCGAAUCUUGCA